ACCCACAAUGCAAUGCUAUGCUAGCUGGUUCUUAGCGGAGUAGCCAGAGAGCAGAAAACAACAACAACAAGGGUGAACGAGGCUCAACAACAGGCUAGCUACUAGCUAGGCCAGCUACAUGGGUAGCGACAAAAACGACCAGGAUUUAUCAAACGCGAUGUCCUUAUCAUCUAGACGUAUAUGUGAGUGAUGUAAUUUUAGGUUUGGACGAAUCAUAUUUGCUGUUGCAUAUCGCUUUGCAUUUACAUUAAUCUAACCCAGCUCGAGAGCAAGCUAACUAGCAAUCGACGUCUCUCUAUGUUCGAAUAUUUUCCGGCGGCAGCAGCGGUGCCAUGAACAGUGGACUCCCAGCUUCAGCUGCUCCGCUCGGGGGUGUCGGAAUUCCCUGCGUCAAGGUGAAGUUCUGCCGAUACUACGCAAAGGACAAGACUUGCUUUUAUGGGGACGAGUGUCAGUUUUUGCACGAGGAACCGUCCAUGGCAAACAUGUCUCUUCAUGGUGGAGGAAGCCCUGUCCCUUUAUCCAUGUCAGGAGGAGCCGUGACGGCAGCGGGGUAUCCGCUUAGUGCACCCCCGGCCUGCCCGGUAGGGGUGCCGACCGUCACCAAAAAGAGCGACUCUCUUGGGUCUGCAGGCACGGCUCUGGAUGGACAGCUGUUAACCAUCCCUGGUAUGGAGGGUGGGACUGAUGCUAAUCUGACCAACUCCUACUUCAGCAGCAGCUUUAUUGGGGUCAACGGCUUCGGGAGCCCCGCAGAGUCUAAAUACUCAAUGAUGCAGAGAAUGACCAGCAGCAGCAGCAGCAGCAGUUCUCCCAGUCUCCUUGAUGAUGGUGAAAAGAACUUUAGCCACAGCGCUCACGAUCUAUUCCAUGGAACCCUGGCAGUUGGACCAGGUCAGAGUUGUGGGUCGAUGGAAAACUCUCCGUGGACAACACAGUCUUCAUUCCCUCUUCCUCUAUGUCCUCUUCCUGAUCCAGUUAGUUCUCCCAUGUCCUCACUCUUCAGUGACUUUGGUGCUCUGAGCAUAUCACAAAGGAGAAAGGCUCCCAACCCUACAGCCAAUGAGUUCAUCCCUAAGGGGGUUCCCCGCAUGGCCACUAUGGUCCAGUCCAGUGUUCCAGCCUUCCCCUUGCCCCUCUUCCCCCACCCCAGCCUCAGCAGCUCCACCGCCGCUGCCCUAGCACCCGGGAUGUCUCUUUCUGCAGGGUCCUCCCCCCUCCACUCCCCCAAAAUCACCCCCCACACCUCCCCUGCACCUCGCCGGCGCAGCCACACCCCCAACCCCAACAACCCCAAUCCGGCUAACUACAUGGUGCCCACCAGUGUGUCUGACCAGGGGGCCCACAUCAUCCAGAAGGAGACAGUGGGGGGGACCACCUACUUCUACACCGACAACACCCCCGCUCCCAUGGCCGGGAUGGUGUUUCCUACCUACCACAUCUACCCCCCCACUGCUCCCCACGUAGCCUACAUGCAGCCCAAAGCCAACGCUCCGUCCUUCUUCAUGGCUGAUGAACUCCGACAGGAGCUGAUAAACAGACAUCUAAUCACCAUGGCUCAGAUCGACCAGUCAGAGAACACCGGUGUUCCCUCUGAGGUGGAUAGCUACCACAGCCUGUUUCCCCUGGAGCCUGUCCCCCCUCCCAACCGCCUGCAGAAGACCAGCAACUUCAGCUACAUCACUUCCUGCUACAAGGCCGUCAACAGCAAGGACGACCUGCCUUACUGCCUGAGGAGGGUACAUGGUUUCAGGCUGGUGAACACCAAGUGUAUGAUGCUGGUGGACAUGUGGAAGAAGAUCCAGCACUCCAACUCUGUUACCCUGAGGGAGGUCUUCACCACCAAGGCCUUUGGAGACCACUCGUUGGUGUUUUCCUAUGACUUCCAUGCGGGGGCAGAAACCAUGUUUAGCAGGCACUUCAACGACCCAACUGCCGACUCCUACUUCACCAAGAGGAAGUGGGGACAGCACGAGCCCCCACCACCCCGGCAGCAUGCUGGUCUGCUUCCUGAGUCUCUGAUCUGGGCCUACAUCGUCCAGCUGAGCUCAGCUCUCAGAACCAUCCACACUGCUGGCCUGGCCUGCAGGGUCAUGGACCCCAGCAAGAUCCUUAUCACCGGCAAGACCAGGUUACGGGUGAACUGUGUAGGGGUGUUUGAUGUCUUAACGUUUGACAACAGUCAGACCAACCAUGUGACCCUCAUGCCACAGUACCAGCAAGCGGACCUGAUAUCCCUGGGCAAGGUGGUGUUGGCCCUGGCCUGUAACUCUCUGGCUGGCAUUCAGAGAGAGAACCUGCAGAAGGCCAUGGAGCUAGUGUCAAUCAACUACUCAUCAGACCUCAAGAACCUCAUCCUGUAUCUGCUGACAGAGCAGUCAAGGCUGCGAAGCGUCAAUGACAUCAUGCCUAUGAUCGGAGCUCGCUUCUACACACAGCUGGACGCAUCACAGAUGAGGAAUGAUGUCAUCGAGGAGGACCUUGCCAAGGAGGUUCAGAAUGGUCGUCUCUUCCGUCUGUUGGCUAAACUGGGCACCAUCAACGAGAGGCCAGAGUUUCAGAAGGACCGUACGUGGUCGGAAACGGGGGACCGGUACCUGCUGAAACUGUUCAGAGACCACCUGUUCCACCAGGUGACGGAGUCUGGGACCCCCUGGAUAGACCUCAGCCACAUCGUCUCCUGCCUCAACAAACUGGACGCGGGCGUGCCUGAGAAGAUAAACCUGGUAUCUCGUGAUGAGAAGAGUGUUCUGGUGGUGACCUACUCAGACCUGAAGCGCUGCUUCGACAGUACCUUCCAGGAGUUGCAGCAGGCGGCUGCCACUGGCCCCCUGUAGCGCCCCUGCCGCCCCCCACACACAGGCAGCGGGGUGGGACUGCCUGAACCCUGAACCUGAAAGCACAUUAUUGCACUACAUCGGAGGACCAGGCGCAUAGUGAUGGCAUCAUCAGAGGGGGCGGGACUUGCUGGAUCAGUCACAUACACUGUCUUAGCAACCAGGAUCAUUUUUUUGUUGUUUUCCUAAAAACCCAGCAGCUGCCACUACAAAUAGUGGACAGAAACGGAAGCUGUGACGAUGACAACAAGGAUGAUGAACACUGCAUUAUUUUACUUUAGAACUGGGGAACAAAACGGAUACUAAAAAAAUAAACCAACCACGUGGUAUUGAACUUUUUCCUGCUUUUUUUCUGUGGAGGAUUCACUAUUUGACUUUUAAUGAAUGUGUGAGUGGCCUACGAGAUGCACCUCCAGACAGAGCUGAAGUCACAGACACACACCGACACAGACUGAGAACUGAAUAGAAAUCAGGCUUUCUACUGCGUGUCUCUGCUGGAGACCACACCCCUUCAUACCAACACAUUAAGAGACGGGACAGACCACUGGAUGCUUUCUAAGGGGGUGGUCAAAGAACCCAUUCAUGAAAUGGGCCGGUCCAAGUCAGCCUUAGUUGUCGGUUCCCACUCAGAAAGGACAACCCACUGAGUUUUGGAGUAGGCUGUGGGUUGGGAUGGGGACUCUGAAACAGACCAUUGAGGGGUGUGUUGUGUUUGUUAGAGCAGAGUCAGGCAGGCCAGGCAGCCCCUCCUUUAUUGCUCAAUGAUGGACACUAUUGUGGAAAAUGUUGUGACACAAAUUAUGAACUCGGGAUGGAACUGUUUUGUCAGCUCUGGGGUAGAACCCAUGGAUUGGGCAUAACUAGAGAAUGGAGCCAGUUCUGCCUCAAUUAUUUUCUUUGCUGCCUCCCUCCCUCUUUCUCCCUCCCCUGAAGGGUCCCUCUUUCUCCCUCCCCUGAAGGGUCCCUCUUUCUCCCUCCCCUGAAGGGUCCCUCUUUCUCCCUCCCCUGAAGGGCCCUCCCUCAGUCUUUCUCCCUCUCCUGAAGGGUCCCUGGUGACCUCUUCAUUUGAGAAUACGUUAUGCUUUUUGUGAUGAUUCUUUCCAGAUGGUUCUUCUCACUUUACUCUGCUGUUGUGCAGUGAUGCAUGAUGGGACAUGGAAGGGACAGUCUUUCUGCCUCAACACAAAUGUUUUUCUGUGGACCAAUUUGGGGGGUGGGGGGCAAGGAACUGGGCAAUGGGGCGAAGUGGAUUGUAGGAAGGGGUUUUGAAUCAUUUUAAGAAAAUGUCUUUUUUUAUUUGACCUUUUUAAGAUCAUGUGACACAAAACGUGCUGGAGACACCGAGCAGCGAAGACCAGGAGUCACCUUUCACCUUUGACCCCUUCCGGAGGUCCCCUGGGUUUUUCCCCCUGAAGUGUGCUCUCAUUCACACCCUCUCAUGGCUUUAAAAAUAAUGGAUUGGCAUAAGAGAGAUGAUGGAAACUCCAAACCAUGCUUAUACCAAUCCAAUGCCUUUGAAUUCAUAAUGGGUAGUGAAGGAGUGUACAUCAGGGAGAAGGAUAGAGAAUUGGUAAGGGGGGGAGGGGGGGGGGGGGGCUGUUGCACUCAGAAGCAAGGAUCUAUUCAGAAGGGUGAAACAUUCAAAGUGUUUUAGAAAUGUAUUAUAUAGAUCAUGACUUCUAGUCACAUGAGAAGGUCUAUUCUAUACAUCACAGUUCUAUGUGCAACAUUCAACCCUAUUGAAUAGACCCUCUGGAUGGUUUGGAAUUCUCUCAGGACAAUGGACAGCUGCAGGGGCCCAAUGACUGAAUGUGUUUGGCCGUCAUUGGUCGCCCUUUAUCCAGUCAGAUCGGUGUGGGCGGGACUCUUAAGUGCGGGGGGGGGGGGGGUGCUGCUCCUAAGCACAGAUCUAGCAUCCAGUCUUACCUGAACUACUAGGGGGAUGACAACAUAUCGGACCCUAUGUCAGUUGUUAGGGGCAUCUUCUACCUACUCCAUGAGGUGAGCUGUGAGUUGGCUAUGUUAGAAUCAUGUACUGUUUCCUGUUUUUAGUGACAUGAUCAAGACCGAAAGCAUAUUUGGUGAAUGUGGUGCUUAGACCCCUAUCUUUAAACCAAUCUCUUCCACACACCCAUACCAACACACAGCCAUCACUAUCCACACAUGUCAACGUUUAUCAUAUCACCAUCAUGACACACACUCCAGUAAUACUAGCGCUAGUGAUGCGCAGGUCAGCUGUUUGUUCACCCGCACCCCCAACAACCCGACUAUAUGUGAUAGUGGAAAUCUGAGGGCUACAUCCAACCCUAACCCGCUAAUAUAGAAAAUGCACUGUUCCCUUUUCUCUUGAACAUUUAUUGAACAAUGAUGUUUUUCUUCAACAUUUAAUCAAUUUAUUGAAUAUUUUGGCCUAUUGAACAGUUGUUUUGCUGAAAAAAAUUUGAAACAAUAGCCUAAAUUGACACCUUUUGCAAAACAAAAUGUGAAACAAUAAAUGGAUAUAUUUUAGCCUCUACCAGCAUAUGAAUUAAAUAAAACAUCUAAUGAAGUGUGUGUGUGUGGGGUGUGUGUGUGUGUGUGGGGGGUGUGUGUGUGUGUGUGUGUGUGUGUGUGUGUGUGUGUGUGUGUGUGUGUGUGUGUGUGUGUGUGUGUGUGUGUGUAUAUAUUUCUUUUGACUAUUUUCUAUGGCUUAGAAAAUACACUAUUACACAAAAUAAAGUUUAGAAACCCAAAGUAGCCGCUGUCCAGUUGAUACUAUAACGGCCUACUUUCCUCAUUCUUUUGCAGCACUGUUGGGAAAUAAAAUAGCGCCCUCUGUGCUAGGUUAGUUGGCACGCGGAGCCUGCAGUUAGGCCCUGAAGCUUAGGUUUACACACUCAUUUUUCUAAUUAAAGAAAAACCUCAAUGUAGCCUAUAGAUAUGAGUUACACAAUUAAACAUGUACAGAUUUUUUUUUAAAUCCCCCCCCCCCUUCACUUUAUUCCACCUGCCACCCACCCACCCUUCAUCCACCCACCCACCCUUCAUCCACACAAUAUUUCAGGACCCUAAAACCCUUGCCCUGCGGAUAUAACCAUGGGGACUGCGGGUUAUGAGUCAACCCGUGCAUCACUAACUAUUGCUGCCUCUCUCCCACACACACACACACACACACACCUCUCUCCCCCCACACACACCUCCAUCACCAUCUUAGUAUGUUUUAUGCCCCUCUUGUGUUUGACUAAAAUGUUGUAAUAUUUGUGUGUACAGCAGUAUUUUAAUAAAGAAUACCAAAACAUA
Oncorhynchus kisutch (coho salmon) is the source of this 6116-nucleotide messenger RNA. RefSeq names its product poly(A) specific ribonuclease subunit PAN3 (gene pan3). The record is from RefSeq and is a predicted model, not a curated record. Bases 333 to 2837 code for a protein of 834 amino acids. Gene Ontology annotation, biological process: mRNA processing; nuclear-transcribed mRNA poly(A) tail shortening. The transcript has 18 exons. Lineage: Eukaryota; Metazoa; Chordata; Actinopteri; Salmoniformes; Salmonidae. Gene Ontology annotation, cellular component: P-body; PAN complex. Gene Ontology annotation, molecular function: poly(A) binding; metal ion binding.